Molecule: messenger RNA, 3081 nt
Organism: Prosopis cineraria
Lineage: Eukaryota; Viridiplantae; Streptophyta; Magnoliopsida; Fabales; Fabaceae
Product: probable methyltransferase PMT26
Exons: 9
Coding region: 246-2714 (822 amino acids)
Cellular component (GO): cytoplasm; trans-Golgi network; endosome
Molecular function (GO): methyltransferase activity
Source: RefSeq, a predicted model, not a curated record
CAUUGAAUCGCUAGCGACCAAAUUGCCUUAUUCCCAUGUCCGUCCCUCUCAUCUCUCUCUCUUCUUCUAUAUAAUCUCUAGCUUCCCUCACCUUCCUCGUCUCACACUCGCUUUAACGCAGCUGUCAUUUCUUAUUCUUCUUUCAUCUUUCUGCUAACAAUGGAGUGACGAUCUUCUGUUCUCCUACUCAGAUCUGCUAAAGAAAGGUCUAAACUACUUGUGAAGAACUACUGCAGUCCAACACAAUGGCAAUCGGGAAAUACACUAGAAUAGAUAAUAGAAGAUCAGGUUCGAGUUACUGUUCCACAGUGACUAUUGUUGUGUUUGUUGCCCUAUGCUUAGUUGGGGUCUGGAUGAUGACAUCAUCCUCCGUAGUUCCUGUCCAAAACAUGGAUGUGUCUCAGGAGAACAAGAAUGAAAUCAAAGAACAGGACAUGAAAGAACAGAGUGGGUUGAAAGAACACGUGAGUGAAAGUAAUGAAGGGAAUACACGGCAAUUUGAAGAUAAUCCAGGUGAUUUGCCUGAGGAUGCAACCAAGGGGGAUGGUAACGUCAACCCUGAUAACAAUGAUAAGUUGUCAGAAAACCAAGAGAAGAAAGAGGAGAAGUCUUCUGAAGAUACCAGGAAAGAAGAUGGAGAUCAAAGAACAGGAGACACAGAUUCCAAGAUAGAAAAUUCAGAAUCAAACCCUGAAGCCUCAGAGAAAAAUGAAGACAGUAAUGAAACUUCCAAUAAAGGAGAGGUUGAAGAAACUUCACCUGAGAAGAAACCUGAUUCUGAUGAGAAUGAGAAAAAAUCUGAGUCAGAUGAUGACAAAAACUCUGAUUCAGGUGAAAGUGAGAAGAAAUCAGAUGAUGCAAGUGAAACAAAAGAUAGUAAGAUAGAGGAGAAGGUGGAAGGGAAUGAUAGCGAAGGAUCUGACGAAAACUCUGGUGAGAAGAAUACAGAUGAGAAUGCAAAAAACCAAAGUUCGAAUGAGGUAUACCCUUCUGGAGCUCAGUCAGAGCUUCUAAAUGAAACUACCACUCAAACUGGGUCCUUCUCAACUCAGGCAUCAGAGUCAAAGAAUGAAAAGGAGGCUCAAGAAUCCUCUAGACAGCCAGCCGGGUACAAUUGGAAAGUUUGUGAAGUUACUGCUGGCCCUGAUUACAUUCCAUGUCUGGACAAUUUGAAAGCAAUUAAGAGUCUUCGAAGCACUAAGCACUAUGAACAUCGAGAGAGGCACUGUCCUGAAGAGCCUCCCACCUGCCUGGUUCCUCUUCCUGAAGGAUAUAAACGCUCUAUUGAGUGGCCUAAAAGCAGAGAGAAGAUAUGGUAUUCCAAUGUUCCUCACGCUAAGCUUGCUGAAGUCAAGGGUCACCAAAAUUGGGUGAAAGUAACUGGCGAGUACCUCACUUUUCCGGGUGGUGGAACCCAAUUUAAGCAUGGGGCACUUCAUUACAUUGACUUUAUACAAGAGUCUGUACCUGAUAUCGCUUGGGGAAAACGCUCACGCUUGGUGCUGGAUGUUGGAUGUGGUGUUGCCAGCUUUGGAGGAUUUCUCUUUGAUAGGGACGUACUUACUAUGUCUCUUGCUCCUAAAGACGAACAUGAAGCUCAAGUACAAUUUGCACUUGAAAGGGGAAUUCCUGCUAUAUCUGCUGUGAUGGGCACACAGAGGCUUCCCUACCCUGGGAGAGUAUUUGAUAUUGUCCAUUGUGCUAGAUGCAGAGUUCCUUGGCAUAUAGAAGGUGGUAAACUUCUGUUGGAGCUAAAUCGAUUAUUGCGACCUGGUGGUUUCUUUGUAUGGUCUGCUACUCCUAUUUAUCAGAAGCUUGCUGAAGAUGUUGGAAUUUGGAAUGCCAUGAAAGCACUAACGAAAGCUAUGUGCUGGGAAGUUGUGUCCAUCACCAAGGAUAAAGUUAAUGGUGUGGGUAUUGCUAUCUACAGGAAGCCAAUGUCUAAUGAGUGCUACGAGAAACGUUCAAAGAAUGAGCCUCCUAUGUGUCCUGACUCAGAUGAUCCUAAUGCAGCAUGGAAUAUUCCAUUGCAAGCUUGCAUGCACAAAGUGCCAGUGGAUUCAGCUGAACGUGGGUCACAAUGGCCAGAGCAGUGGCCAGCAAGACUGACCAAAGCACCCUACUGGUUGUUGAGUUCCCAAGUUGGAGUAUAUGGAAAGCCUGCCCCUGAUGAUUUUAUUGCUGACUAUGAACACUGGAGUCGUGUGGUGUCCAAGUCCUAUCUAAAUGGGAUGGGAAUUGACUGGUCAAAAGUGAGAAAUGUCAUGGAUAUGAGAGCUGUCUACGGAGGAUUUGCUGCUGCUCUGAGGAAUAUGAAAAUAUGGGUCAUGAACGUGGUUUCGAUAGAGACUGCAGAUACCCUUCCCAUCAUAUAUGAACGUGGCCUUUUUGGCAUAUAUCAUGAUUGGUGUGAAUCCUUUAGUACCUACCCUAGGACCUAUGAUCUCCUCCAUGCAGAUCAUCUCUUUUCAAAGCUCAAGAAAAGGUGCAAUAUAGUGGCUGUUGUUGCUGAGGUUGAUCGGAUUCUCAGGCCUGAGGGGAAGCUUAUUGUCCGUGACAAUGUUGAAAUUAUUACUGAGCUUGAAAGCAUGUUGAGGGCAAUGCAUUGGGAGGUUCGCAUGACUUACUCUAAGGACAAGGAGGGAUUGCUCUGUGUCCAGAAAUCCAUGUGGCGGCCAUCAGAAUCGGAAAAACUUGAGUACGCUCUUGCCUAAUCAUGGAUGUGCUGCAGAUGAGAAAUAGGUGAUUUUUGGGUUUGGUUGCUCUAAAUGCUCGUGUAACUUCUGAAUUUUUUUUUUCCAAGAAGAGAAAAAAGGGGGAAAAAACAAGAAAAAAGAAAUCUCGUGUAACUGGUACUUCCACAUAAGUCAUGUAUGAUGUUAGUUAGGCACCUUAGUGUUCCGUCGUCCUUUGGUUUUUCAAUAUUGAUAUUUAUUUGGAGGGUGAUGUCUUCUGCUGUAACGUUGAAUGGCGGGGAGGUAAACCUGAUAGCAUUCUUGCAAAAGUGUAAAGGCAAUUGGUUUAGAAGCCUAAUAGUUUUGUUGUUCUUGAAAUCAUACUCGUAUUUUCUGUGGCUCUUAA